AUGCCCUUUGAACCUUCAGAUUAUGCCACACCACCUAAGAAAUCCUGCCAUGUUGGAAACAGUGACGAAGACUAUGUUGAUUAUGCCACACCACCUAAGAAAUCCUGCCAUGUUGAUGAACACAGAAAUAGACCCAUCCCCAAUGUUGGUGGCUGUGAAAAGAAAGAACCUUACAGGUCAGGCAUCAAGUCUGCUACUAGUAACAUACAACCCAGUACUACCUGUCUCAUGGACGAGUGGCUGGCGUCUAAUCUGGCUCCCCCACCAGCAUCACAUACUGGUGAGAAAGUUUCCCUUAUAGAUAAGGGAACUGAAACAGGAGAAAUGGUUACCAUUCACAGCUAUCUUAGAAGCAAGCAAGGUGAUUUGGAAGAUGCAACAGAGGGUAUCAUAUAUGGUCCCUCAACACAGAACAAAAUCGAAAGAUGGUGGCGAGAAUUACUUGAAUGGAUGGAAAAGUUUUUAAAAGUCCAGUUGUCCACUCUUGCAGAAGAUGGAGACUAUGAUCCAAGUGAUGAAACUGACAGGAUGAUGUUGGCAUAUGUCUAUGUAACUGUUAUACAAAAAGAACUUGAUCUCUUCMGAACUUCUGUCUGGUAUAACCACAGAGUAAGAAGACAGAGGCAAAAGGAACUUCCCAUUGGAAUUCCUGAACAUAUUUACAUGUGCCCAGAUAAACAUGGUGGUGAGAAAUGUGGCUUUCAAAUAACAGAUCAAGACUUGGAAGAAGUGGCCGGGCUUUCRUGUGCACUUSACAAUACAGAUGACUUCUUAGAAGAUGCUUUUCGUCAAGAGUGUGCAAGGCAUAUUCCCAACACAGAUGAAAUUGAGCCUGAUCAGGCAGCAAAUGCAUAUUUGUAUCUUAAAGACAAUUUUGACGAAAACAGGUUGUUUUAA
Exaiptasia diaphana is the source of this 897-nucleotide messenger RNA. RefSeq lists its product as uncharacterized. The coding region runs from base 1 to 897 and encodes 298 amino acids. NCBI's taxonomy places the organism in Eukaryota, Metazoa, Cnidaria, Anthozoa, Actiniaria, Aiptasiidae. The record is from RefSeq and is a predicted model, not a curated record. The transcript has 9 exons.